AUGCCAUGCCCGCACAAGGCAAUUGAUGUAGCCACAUUCCACAAAGAGUGUGGUGUCUGUGGUAAUCUGUACAGAUUCCAGGAAUGGAGUGAGGGGCUCCACAACUUCAACGACCACGUUAUUCUGUCGCUCCAUCUCUGCAUCUUGCUGCGGCAGUCUUUACAAAAUCACACUGCGGUUGGCAGGCAGCUGGACAUUUUGGAGGCAACCCACCAAACCAAGUAUGCCAGCCACGACUCAAUUUUACACGGCUAUUUACACUUCGAAGCCCUGUCAUCCCACGAUCACAACUUUUCAUGUGUAAAUUGUGGUGACCACCCAGCUGUCGUUGUGAUGGACUUACACAAGAAGGGUGUUUUCAAAAUGGCAGUGAGUGACAUCAAAGAUCCACCACCCGAUUUUAAUGGACGUGUCAACAUAGAAGAUUUCUGGAGUUCAGGCAGUGAGGAAAUUGUCUGCCGUGGCUUUUUGAAAAGUAAGCCAGGAGUUAACAAUCCAUGCGGUGUAAAGCCAUCAUAUUUGAACUGGGCCCCAUGGAUUAGUCCACGAACAAGGGCCAGUGAUGUUGUGCUGAACACAGAGAACGCAAAAGUGAAGCCGACAAAGCCUACCGACCAAGCAACCCUAGAUUUGGCAGAGGAUCACUUGGUUGACCAAUUGAUGAAAUUGAAGGCUGCUGACUUGCGGACUUUGGUGAAGGGCUGUGGCUUGGAUGCGACCGGAUCAAAAAUGGACCUCCUGCUCCGCCUGAGGGAGGAGAUGAAGACACGGAGCACGUAUGAUAAAGUAUUUGAAAAGGUUUGGGGAGCAUCUGGUGGUUGGGCGGUCAUCAUGUGCCCCUGUGGAAUUGUGAACGCAGUUAAAUUCAACCUCCGAGCCGAAAGUCCACGGGACUAUGCAGACAUGCUCCUUUCCUUCAGGCACUUCCCCAAUGUUGCAAUGUACGAUUUUGCCAGGGGGCUUGUGGCACACACAAACCUAAGGGAACCUGGAGACCUUCCAUUCCAACCGAACGAAGGGAGAGUAGCCGCAGCGACCCCUGAUAAUAUCUCCGCUGCCAAGAAAGGGGAGAUAAAGGUCCAUUUCCCUUGGCUGAUCCAGCAGAAGGUCCCCGCUGAUGCUGGUGGUCAUCCGGCCACUGGUUGCGCAGAGCACUACGCGUUAUACGACACGUUCCACCAGCAGAACACCAAGGAUGACCGGGACGCCCUGCGCCUCAUCAAGCUGGUGCCUGAGCUGUGUGGCUGGGUCAAUUCGCAGGUGGCAGAGCAGCUGUUUGCGGACAUGAAAAAGAACAACUAUUUCAUGAAUAUGCUCUCGCCAACAAGCCAUGUCUUUCUGAUGCGCAACAUCUUACAUCACAGAAACGAACAGCUUAUGUUGAUCAUACUACAUUACACUUAG
Molecule: messenger RNA, 1404 nt
Organism: Gadus morhua (Atlantic cod)
Lineage: Eukaryota; Metazoa; Chordata; Actinopteri; Gadiformes; Gadidae
Product: HMG domain-containing protein 3-like
Exons: 7
Coding region: 1-1404 (467 amino acids)
Source: RefSeq, a predicted model, not a curated record